Messenger RNA from Prorocentrum cordatum, 983 nucleotides. The record is from the annotation of a GenBank genome assembly. NCBI's taxonomy places the organism in Eukaryota, Dinophyceae, Prorocentrales, Prorocentraceae.
AGAAGUAUUUGACUCAAACCAGCAGGCGUCGCGGUGUCUACCAACCGCACUUGCAUACCCACCUACACUUCACUUUCCCAGCAUGUUGCGCCUGGCGCGGAUUGCUGGAUUCGUCGCAGGCGUCAAUGGUCUGCAGACCAGUGACGCGCCAGUGGAGCUUCAUGGAGGCCGUGCGAUGACCGGCAGCGUAUCCGCCCUUGACCCUGAGCUGACCAACAUCGCGGGCGAGAAGUUCCACGUCACUACGCCUGGCGAGUUCGUCAUGAUCGGACUGCCGUCGACCUGCAACCCAGAAGUUCCAGACGCGUGUGAUCUGAUCUUCAAAGCAAACUUUGACAAGCUUGAGAACGACAGCGAUUGUAAUGACCUGAUGAUUCGCAAUGUGUCCAUCCAGGGAACAAAGCUCGCCAGCGGCGCGAGCGGUGUGACGAGUGUGGAGUUUUCUAUCCUCAGCGAUGUCGGCAACUCCUCAGACGCUCUGGGAUUCGAAAUCAACGGCGAGUACAAGACCCCGGAGGAGUUCUCAAGCCAGCUGGCCUAUUGCACCGUCUCCCAGGAGAGGGGCUACUUCCAGUGGCCGACCAAGAGGACCUACCGCUUUCGCACCACGACCUACAAUGUGGAAUGCGGUUUGGACUUUGGGAACCACGAGCUCAAGCUGCACUUCAGCACUGCUUGGCGGGGAACCUCUUUGGACACCGGCUUGCCCGUGUACGCGAACGACAUGUCGUUCAGCAUCUCGAGCGUGGGAACGGACGCGAUCGGUCUCCUGGGCACGGACGACAACUCGGCGGUGACGGUAGCGGUUCCGGGGUGCAACAAGAAGCAGCCCGUGAGUGGGCCCUACCAGGUGAGGCACGGCCCGAAGUUCCCGAAGCGCCACCACUGGCGCUGAGCGAUCGGGCCAGGCUCUGCGCCUGGUGCAGCGAGCGCAGUGUUCUGAGGUGGCGUGAAGGACUUGUGUUGCAGAGCCGAACAGCCUG